Apiotrichum porosum is the source of this 1701-nucleotide messenger RNA. RefSeq lists its product as uncharacterized. Gene Ontology annotation, cellular component: mitochondrion. The coding region runs from base 1 to 1701 and encodes 566 amino acids. Lineage: Eukaryota; Fungi; Basidiomycota; Tremellomycetes; Trichosporonales; Trichosporonaceae. The record is from RefSeq and is a predicted model, not a curated record. Gene Ontology annotation, molecular function: tRNA dimethylallyltransferase activity. Gene Ontology annotation, biological process: tRNA modification. The transcript is spliced from 6 exons.
AUGCUUAAAGCUGCAAGGACAGUCAUGUCUGCUCUCAAGCCUCCCCGACCCAUUGUCGCGGUGAUUGGCACGACUGGUGUCGGCAAGUCUAACCUCGCCGUCGCGCUCGCCCAAAGCCUCCCGAGUCUGAAUGGGUCCAACGGCCGCGGCGUCGUCCUCUCCGCCGACUCGAUGCAGCUAUACAAGGGUCUCGACGUGAUAACCAACAAGGUCACAUCCGAGGAGAUGGGUGGAAUCGAGCAUUGGGGACUAGACGUUGUCCAGCCCGGCGAAGGAGGAAGCUGGGAGCUUGGGACCUGGUGUACGGAGGCAGAUAAAAAGGCAUGGGAACUAUGCCAUGGGACGAAAGCUGACAUUCAGGUCGACGCUACACCUCUUUCUACACUCCCUAUUGUCUGCGGAGGCACUCAUUACUUUAUCCAGCACUUUCUAUUCCCUCCCACCGAGCUCUCGCUUGACAGGAACAAGGCCGACAGGAAGGACACGACCUUGCGGUGGACACCACCCACCGAAUGCCCUUCAGUGCCGGCGGACAUGGACCCAGAGCUUAAGAAGCUGCUUGACACGUUCUGGACCACCGAUGCCAUAUUCCCUGGGGAUGUCACCGACGCAGCUGCAAGAGACAGCGGCACUGGUACAUCCCGACACAUCUCCCGUCCGGUUGCCAGCAACGACCAGCAACUCCUUGCCAUUUGGAGGGUCCUUGAGGCUGUGGACCCCAAGGAGGCGGGUAGAUGGCACUGGCGUGAUGGCCGUAAGGUGAGACGAGCGCUUGAGCGUUGGUGGGAACGUGGGGGUGGUGAAGUCAAGAGCACCGAGGAGGUCCUAGGCAACGACGCGGGAAGCGGGAGGCGAGCGAGAUUCCGUACCCUCAUUUUCUGGGUCUAUGAACCGUUGGAUGCCCUCCGGCCAAGGCUAGAUAUGCGUGUAGACAAGAUGGUGCAGGUAAGAGAUUCCAUGCAAAUUCCACGACUGACAGAGGAGAACGGACUGCUGAAGGAGAUUGAGGAACUUCGUGGCAUUGCUUUGCGACUCUACGGGAGCGCAGACGCUAUUGACCAUGCUGAGGGCAUCUUCCAGUCCAUUGGGUAUAAGGAGUUUGCUGCGCUUCCUCUUCCCCAAGCCGAUCCCGCAUCAUCACCCCUCUACCCUUCUAUGCUGGCCCGCACCAAGACUGCCACGCACCAGUAUGCCAAGUCCCAGAUCAAGUGGAUCCAGAAGCAACUUAUUCCUGCCGCCCGAGAGGCACGCGCUCAUGGCGGUGAAGUCUACGUCUACGUGGUCCCUGGUGGCCCACCUGGAGAGCCAGUAGCUUGUGAUGUGCUCAGAGCAUUCUUGGCGGGAGAAGAACUGCCCAACGCGUCAAGCGUUGGACACAAGGCCUCCAGCGAGCUCCUGCGUACCCUCGGUGCGGCUGAGACGAAGGUUCCCGACACGGCCGAUCGUCAAACUCUCAAUUCGCGGCGCAUAUGUGACCUCUGCUCGCAGCCUGGACAGCCCUACUCUAUCAGGACUAGCGAGUGGGAGGAGCACCUACGAUCCAAGAUCCACAGGCGUCACUCCAAGUUUGUCUCCAUGACCCGCGAAGAGUGGAUCGCGAAGCAGAAGGCCGAGGGCAUCGCGCGCAAGGCUGAGCGCGAGCGGCUGCGCCAGGAGGGAGCAUUCAGUGUACCCCCACCCUCAUCUCCUCCUAGCAACUAG